AUGAGUGUAAGUUUUUCCGACAACCACAACUCCAUAAGACGCGAGGAGUAUAAUAAUAAAAACUUAGAGGAGGUUCGUAGCUUUGAUGGUGUUCUUAGCUUAGAGGAGAUUGGCAUUUUUACAUCGAUGGUGUCCAAUCUUAAGGACAACAACAAGAAUAACAGAAUUACAAGUCCAUCUAUAUUGUUUGCUAAUAGUGUGUGGAUUGAUCGAAGUUUUAGUUUGAACCCUUCUUAUAAAAGGAUUUUGAUUGAAAACAAGUCAAGUCAUCUCAUGUCGAGUUUAGUAGCUGAUCAAGUGAUAGAUGAAGUAAAUUCAUGUGUCAAAAAUGAAACCAAGGGACUCAUCAAGAAUUUCCUUCCUCCUGGAUGUUUAUAUGGUGACACUGCACUCCUCUUUGCAAAUGCAUUAUACUGCAAAGGACAAUGGGAUCAAAAAUUCGAUAAAACACGUACAAGAAACAUAAAUUUUCAUCUUCUCGAUGGAGAGAUUGUUCAAGUUCCUUUCAUGACAAGCAAAAGAGGCAGUCGUCAUCUUUACGAAUUAUUCGGUGGAUAUAAAAUCCUCAGUAUUCCAUAUCAAGGUAGUAACUUCUCUAUGUACUUUUUUCUUCCAAAUGAAACAGUUGACUUGCCAAAACUAGUCAAGAAGCUCAAGUAUCCAACCCUGGAUUCAUGA
Messenger RNA from Camellia sinensis, 678 nucleotides. NCBI's taxonomy places the organism in Eukaryota, Viridiplantae, Streptophyta, Magnoliopsida, Ericales, Theaceae. The record is from RefSeq and is a predicted model, not a curated record.